AUGUCGGCUCCGCAAGGCGUCCGACAACGCCAGCCGAACAAUGCAGGAGGGGGAGGAGGAUCCAUGAAGAAACGACCCGACACCAAUGGCAACGUGACCGACGCAGUGAUGAACGGCAACGUCAACGAAGCAGUGGAUCAAAUGAAGCAGGUGGGGAAAGAAGCAGUGCAGAAGGACUGGGACUACAAGCUCGCCGUCACCCUCAUCACCAUCCUCGCCUUCAUCACCCGGUUCUGGGGCAUCAGCCACCCGAAUCAGGUCGUCUUCGACGAAGUGCACUUUGGGAAGUUCGCCUCAUACUACCUUCAACGGACAUACUUCUUCGACGUGCAUCCUCCUUUCGGCAAGCUCCUGUUCGCUUUUGCUGGGUGGCUGGUCGGGUAUGAUGGUGCUUUCCUGUUUGAGAAUAUCGGGGACUCGUAUAUCACGAACAAAGUGCCCUACGUUGCCUAUCGAUCCAUGCCGGCGCUUAUGGGGUCUUUGACUGUUACCACCGUGUUCUGGAUUAUGUGGGAGAGUGGAUACAGUCUUCCGGCUUGCAUCGUGGCCGCUUCGAUCGUGCUGUUUGAUAACGCGCACAUUGGGCAGACACGGCUGAUUCUGCUGGAUGCGACGUUGGUGCUGUUCAUGGCGCUGAGUGUCUUGAGUUAUAUUCGGUUUUACAAGCUUAGGCAUGAGCCUUUUUGUCGGAAGUGGUGGAAGUGGUUGCUUUUGACUGGAAUCUCCAUGUCGUGUGUCAUCAGCACGAAGUACGUGGGAGCUUUCACCUUCUUCUCGAUUGGUGUGCCGGUUAUUAUCGAUCUGUGGGAUCUUCUGGACAUCAAUCGCAAGCAAGGGCCGCUCAGCCUACCGGACUUUGGCAAGCAUCUUGGCGCUCGAAUUAUUGGACUAAUAGUUGUGCCAUUCAUGAUGUACCUUUUCUGGUUCCAGGUACACUUCGCCAUCCUAUCGAGAUCUGGGCCAGGAGAUGACUUCAUGACGCCCGAGUUCCAGGAGACGCUCAGCGACAACCUGAUGACACAGCAAGCUGUUGGAAUCGACUACUUCGACAACAUCGCCAUGCGACACAAAGAGACGAAAGUCUACCUCCAUUCGCAUGUAGAUCUGUACCCUCUCCGCUACGACGAUGGACGAAUCUCCUCUCAAGGACAACAGAUCACCGGCUACCCACACAACGACACCAACAACCUCUGGCAAAUCAUUCCAGCCGCUCCUAUGGAAGGUCUAGGCCACCCAGUCAAGAACGGCGACAUUGUCCGCUUCCGCCACCUGGUAACAGACGCAUGGCUCCUCACCCACGACGUCGCCUCACCUUCCAUGCCAACAAACCAAGAAUUCACCGCGGUCAAAGUCGACGAUGCCGAUGGCACAAGAUACAACGACACCCUCUUCGAGAUCCGCAUCGAGAACGGCAAACCCGGCCAGAACUUCAAGACCAUGUCUUCCCACUUCAAGCUCGUCCAUCAGCCUACGAAAGUGGCACUAUGGACCCAUCAUACCAUCGCCCCAUUACCGGACUGGGGCUAUAAACAAGCCGAGAUCAACGGGAAUAAGAAUUUGUUGCAAUCCUCCAAUAUCUGGUAUGUGGAGGAAGUGCCCGGUCUUGCCCCAGACAGUCCGAGACUGGUGAAAGAAGAGAAGAAGACCAAGACGAUGCCGUUCUUGAAGAAGUACUUUGAGCUGCAAAGGGCCAUGUUUUUCCACAAUAAUGCUUUGACGAGCAGUCAUCCUUAUGCUUCGUUUCCCAUCCAGUGGCCGUUCUUGUUGAGGGGUGUUAGUUUCUGGACGGAGAACGAUACGAGGCAGCAGAUUUACUUCUUGGGAAACCCCGUCGGAUGGUGGUUCGCUUCCUCCAUCUUGGCCGUAUUCGCCGGGAUCUUGCUGGCGGACCAGGUCUCUGUCCGCCGUGGCGUGGAUGCGCUUGAUACACGCACGCGCCUUCGCCUCUACAACAGUACAGGCUUCUUCUUCCUCCUCUGGGCCGCCCACUACCUCCCCUUCUUCAUCAUGGGCCGCCAACUCUUCCUGCACCACUACCUCCCUGCCCACCUCGCCAGCGCACUAGUCUCAGGCGCCGUCAUCGAAUUUGUCUUCAACAUCGAAGCCCCCGAACUCGCCUCCCUGACCGAAGCCCAACUCGGCGAGGCCAAGAAGGGGUCGAUGAAGACUCAGGCCCAGCAGCCGCAAGGCGGGGAUUUGGUCCGGAAACCUAUCCGUGAGAGGAUCGCGGGGCAGAGUUUACUUGCUACGUGGGCUGCGUCGGGCGUGGUGGUGGCGGUGUUGAUGUGGGGUUUCUGGUUCUUUGCGCCGUUGACUUAUGGGAAGCCGGGGUUGAGUGUCGAGCAGGUUAAUGCGAGGAAGUGGCUGAAUUAUGAUUUGCAUUUUGCUAAGUAG
Molecule: messenger RNA, 2394 nt
Organism: Recurvomyces mirabilis
Lineage: Eukaryota; Fungi; Ascomycota; Dothideomycetes; Mycosphaerellales; Teratosphaeriaceae
Gene: PMT4
Product: Dolichyl-phosphate-mannose--protein mannosyltransferase 4
Exons: 2
Coding region: 1-2394 (797 amino acids)
Biological process (GO): protein O-linked glycosylation via mannose
Cellular component (GO): endoplasmic reticulum; membrane
Molecular function (GO): dolichyl-phosphate-mannose-protein mannosyltransferase activity
Source: RefSeq, a predicted model, not a curated record